UACUGUAGCAUGUAGUGUAAAAGAUAUCUUUAGUCUAACCUAACCUAACCUCAAUAUCUUGUAGACUGUAACACUGUAGCAGUACCAAAUUUUCAAUACAGUAAUCGGUGGUUCAUUCCAGCAAAAAUCAAUCACGUGAUGGUUUAAUACAUGCAUGAUGAGCGCCCAAGUGGAGUUCACGUGGAUGGAGAGAACAAUAAUCAUCCAAACACAGCAGCUAUGGAGUAUGGCGGUCGAGUGGAUGCAGCUCUCGUCUCCCGUUUAAUAGUUUUUUAAUUUUUUUUAUCCUGGGCAUUCCCAGUUCACCCAGCUGUAAAUAGGUACUGAGUUUACUUGGAGAAGUGCAGCACCGGCCUUGCUGUAUCUACUCUGUCCCUAACAGGCAGUCAUGACUAUGGGACCUACUUUCACAUAAUUGUAACUUUGUGCAGCAUGAUGGAUACAAACACUACACCUCAGAAGACUUCAGUGCCUUUGCAUAUUGUAUCUCCACUUAUAUCCAGCACAACUUUGUCUAAACAUUGUGGGCGACAAGUUCUUCUAAAGCUUGAUAACACUCAGCCUUCAGGAUCCUUCAAGAUUCGAGGGAUAGGAAAUUUAAUCCAAAAAGGCAUUGAGAAAGGUUAUGACCAUGUUGUUACAUCAUCUGGAGGAAACGCAGGGAUGGCUGCUGCUUAUGCUUCUCGGAAGAUGGGAAUACCAGCAACAGUUGUCAUCCCAGAGUCUACACCAAAGUUCAUGAUUUCUCAGCUACAACAAGAGAAUGCAGAUGUUAUUGUACAUGGUCCUGUAUGGAAUGUUGCUCAUGAGAAAGCUGAAGAACUUGCCCAAAAUGAAACUUGUUGUUUAGUGCAUCCAUUUGAUCAUCCUGAUAUAUGGGAAGGACAUAGUACUUUAGUAAAUGAAAUACUGGAACAAAGCCCUGAGAAACCAGCUGCUAUUGUUGUGUCUGUGGGUGGUGGCGGACUCCUGUGUGGCAUCAUGAAAGGCCUCCAUGAAAAUAAUGUUGCAGAUAUCUCAGUGGUAGCUAUGGAAACUGAUGGUGCUCAUUCCUUAAAUGCAGCUUUAAAAGAAGGGAAGCCAGUGUCUAUUGGUGAUAUCACUAGCAUUGCUAAGACAUUGGGUUCAUUGAUUGUGGCUCAGGGAGUGUUUGACCUUAAGCAGGACAUCCAGUUGUCAUCUCAUGUCAUUUCUGACAAACAAGCUGUAGAAGCUUGUUCCAAAUUUAUAGAUGAACAUCGUAUGCUUGUGGAACCUGCAUGUGGAGCAGCAUUAGCAGCUGGAUAUUCUGGCAUCAUCCAAGAACUAAUAUCAAAAGACAUCAUCCACAAAGAUGGACCAAUUAUAUUUGUUGUAUGUGGUGGUAAUGUUGUGACUCUGGAGUUACUAAAGAUUUGGAUGAAUCAGUUUAAGUAAACAAGCCACAUAGUUCAAGUUUUGUCGGGAAUUCUUUGUCAGGACAUAGUUGUUAUGUAUGUAUUUCUACUUUAUUUUAUUUAUGUAUAUUUUAUGGUAUUUUAUUUUUUUGUAUUUAGUUUUUCCAUCAACCUUUAGGAGUAACUGACUUACUAUAAAUAUUGUUUGAAUGGAUGUUAAAAUAUUUUUAUAUACCUAUACUGUGUAUAUGGAAUGCAAAAAUUAUUGUAAUUUCUGAGUACAGUACAGUAUAAUUCGAUGCCUGUACUUCUUCCUUCAAUCUUUGUAAGCAUUGACCAGCAUGUAUUGAUCAAGUUCAAAAUAUAUAUCUAUUCUGUAUGUACAAUAUAUAUUUAUAUACAUACAAUAUUAUAUACAGCAACACAUGUGAACAUGAAAUAACUUUUCACUCAUCAAACAGAAAACUCUUUGGCAGACACUAAUAAAAAAUAGACUUUUUGUUUAUGCAUCAAAA
Homarus americanus (American lobster) is the source of this 1891-nucleotide messenger RNA. Its product is annotated as serine dehydratase-like. The record is from RefSeq and is a predicted model, not a curated record. Bases 433 to 1416 code for a protein of 327 amino acids. Lineage: Eukaryota; Metazoa; Arthropoda; Malacostraca; Decapoda; Nephropidae. Gene Ontology annotation, biological process: L-threonine catabolic process; L-serine catabolic process. Gene Ontology annotation, molecular function: L-serine ammonia-lyase activity; threonine deaminase activity; pyridoxal phosphate binding. The transcript is spliced from 8 exons.